Messenger RNA from Exophiala aquamarina CBS 119918, 864 nucleotides. RefSeq lists its product as uncharacterized. Bases 1 to 864 code for a protein of 287 amino acids. NCBI's taxonomy places the organism in Eukaryota, Fungi, Ascomycota, Eurotiomycetes, Chaetothyriales, Herpotrichiellaceae. The transcript has a single exon. The record is from RefSeq and is a predicted model, not a curated record. Gene Ontology annotation, molecular function: protein binding.
AUGGGGUGGGUCUUGGAACGACAAGGGGCGACAGAAUCAGCAUUGAAGAUGUACAACUCGAUCUUGCAGAAUUGGGCCCCAAUAGGCGGCGAGGAGAACGGCCUAUCUCUCAUGGCUAGGACAUCACUUGGGUCCGUGUAUCGCAAGCAACACGACUACCUUCAGGCAAGAGACAAUCUUGUAUUUGCGUGGGAGGCUCGACAGAGACUCUUCACUAUCAAUAGCAACACGACCGUUGACUCUGGCAUACAAUUGGCCACCACCUUACGAGAGAUGAAUCACUGCGAGGAUGCUCUGGAGCUGCUGGACCAAGUUGAAACGUCGACUAUUUUCAAAGAUGAUUUCGAGCGUGAGUGCCAGGUGACCCAUCUCCGCGCACUGAUCAAAUUGGAUCAAGGGAAAAGCCGUGAGCCAAUCGAUGACCUGACUCGAGUAGUCGAGGAGACUGUGGGGGACAAGAGAGGCCAAAACAAUAGGGAAUGUCUGUGGGUGCGGACGACGUUGGCGGACGCAUUGAAAGACGAAGGGCACCACUCAGAAGCGCUGAUGCUAUUUUCCGAAAUCGUUCAGCCCAUUCUAAGCAACUUGGGAAUGCUUACACUGAACGAUGAUCUGAAGGACGAACCCGAACCUCCCACGCAAUUGGCAAUCGCCGAAGAAGCACUGAGACGUGUGAAAAGGCGCGACCAAGCCGGUGCUGAAGAACUGUUAAGGCAGAAUGGAUUGCAAUGGGUUCGGCAGCAGGACUUCUGGAUGCGACAAGGCGGCCCGCCGACUGAUACUGCCUGGAUGAAAGCAGUCGAUCACCAACAAAAGCUGGGAGUUCAUGAGAUGUCCAGAAGAACCACAGUAAAUAAUUGUUGA